Numida meleagris (helmeted guineafowl) is the source of this 3071-nucleotide messenger RNA. RefSeq names its product anoctamin 8 (gene ANO8). Gene Ontology annotation, molecular function: chloride channel activity. Lineage: Eukaryota; Metazoa; Chordata; Aves; Galliformes; Numididae. Gene Ontology annotation, biological process: chloride transmembrane transport. The record is from RefSeq and is a predicted model, not a curated record. Gene Ontology annotation, cellular component: plasma membrane.
ACAAGCUUUUCGGGAAGCGGCUGCUCCAAGCCGGGCGCUACAUCAUGUCCCACAAAGCCUGGAUGAAGACGGUGCCCACCGAGAACUGCGAUGUGCUCAUGACCUUCCCAGACACCACGGACGACCACACGCUGCUCUGGCUGCUGAACCACAUCCGCCUCGGCAUCCCCGAGCUCAUCGUGCAGGUGCGGCACCACAAGCACACCCGCGCCUACGCCUUCUUCGUCACCGCCACCUACGAGAGUUUGCUGCGUGGGGCCGAUGAGAUCGGGCUGCGGAAACCGGUGAAAGCCGAAUUCGGGGGCGGCAUGCGGAGCUUCUCCUGCGAGGAGGACUACAUCUACGAGAACAUCGAGAAUGAGCUUUACUUCUUCACCUCUCAGGAACGGCAAAACAUCAUCAGGUAUUGGCUGGAGAACCUGCGGGCCAAGCAGGGCGAGGCGCUGCACAACAUCCACUUCCUGGAGGGACAGCCCAUCAUCCCGGAGCUGGCGGCCCGCGGCGUCAUCCAGCAGGUCUUCCCGCUGCACGAGCAGAGGAUCCUCAAGCGGCUGAUGAAGUCGUGGGUGCAGGCGAUCUGCGAGGCGCAGCCGCUCGAUGAGAUCUGUGACUACUUCGGGGUGAAGAUCGCCAUGUACUUCGCCUGGCUCGGCUUCUACACCUCGGCCAUGGUGUACCCUGCCGUGUUCGGCUCCAUCCUCUACACCUUCACCGAGAGCGACCAGACCAGCCAGGACAUCUGCUGCGUGGUGUUCGCCAUCUUCAACGUCGUCUGGGCCACGCUCUUCCUGGAGGAGUGGAAGCGCCGUGGGGCCGAGUUCGCCUACAAGUGGGGGACGCUGGACACCCCCGCGGAGUCCAUCGAGGAGCCCCGGCCCCAGUUCAGGGGGGUGAAGAGGAUCAGCCCGGUGACCAGCGCCGAGGAGUUCUACUACCCGCCCUGGAAGCGGCUGCUGUUCCAGUGCCUGGUCAGCCUGCCCGUCUGCCUCGCCUGCCUCUCCUUCGUCUUCCUCAUCAUGCUGGGCUGCUUCCAGCUCCAGGAGCUCGUGCUGAGCGUCAAGGAGCUGCCCCGCAUCCUCCGCUUCCUGCCCAAAAUCGUGCUGGCCGUCAUCGUCACGACCUGCGACGAGGUUUACAAGAAGAUCGCCUACUGGCUGAACGACAUGGAAAACUACCGCCUGCAGAGUGCCUACGAGAAACACCUCAUCAUCAAAAUCGUCCUGUUUCAGUUUGUAAAUUCAUACCUAAGUCUUUUCUACAUCGGUUUCUACCUCAAAGACAUGGAGCGGCUGAAGGAGAUGCUGGCCACGCUGCUCAUCACGCGGCAGUUCCUGCAGAACAUCAAGGAGGUGUCGCAGCCCCACCUGUACCGCCGCCUGCGCCGGGGGGAGCUCAGCCUGCGCAACCUCCGCGAGCUGUCCCACGCCGUCCUCCGCCUGCUCGCCCACCCCCGCGCACCCCUGGGCGCCGGGGCAGCCCCCGAGGGACCGCGGGGAGAGAAGAAGUGUCUGAAUGGGGGCUGCGGGGUGCCCGAGGAAGAGGAAGAGGAGGAAGAGCGGCGCGAGUCAGAUUCGGAGGACGAGAGCGCGCUGGACUGUGGGCUGAAGCUGAAGAAGGUGAGCUUCAUCGAGAAGGCGGAGCGGCGCGGCACCGAGCCCCUCAGCACCGAGGAGGAGAGCUUCCUGGAGGAGGGCAGCCCCACCAUGGUGGAGAAGGGCAUGGACCCCGCCUCCGUCUUCGAGCUGGGUGAUGAUGAGGAGGACGCUGAAGGCCCCCCGGGCAGCCCGGCCAAGGCAGCGGAGCCGGCCACAGGCCCACGCGUCACACGGAGAAGGAGGGAGGAGGAGGAGGGCGAGGAGGAAGGGCGCAGGAGGAACCGGGCGUCGUGGAUCGAUCCGCCCGAGGAGGACUACUCGACGCAGCUGACGCAGGCGGAGGUGGAGAGCUGCAUGAAGAAGUACGAGGACACUUUCCAGGACUACCAGGAGAUGUUCAUCCAGUUUGGCUACGUGGUGCUCUUCUCCUCUGCCUUCCCGCUGGCCGCCAUGUGCGCGCUGGUCAACAACAUCAUCGAGAUCCGCAGCGACGCCUUCAAGCUGUGCACGGGGCUGCAGCGGCCCUUCGGGCAGCGGGUGGAGAGCAUCGGGCAGUGGCAGAAGGUGAUGGAGGCCAUGGGCGUGUUGGCCAUCGUGGUCAAUUGCUACCUGAUCGCACAGUGCGGGCAGCUCCAGCGGCUCUUCCCCUGGCUCAGCCCCGAGGGAGCCAUCAUCUCAGUGGUGGUGCUGGAGCACUUCGCCCUGCUGCUGAAGUACGUCAUCCAAGUGGCCAUCCCCGACAUCCCCGCGUGGGUGGCCGAGGAGAUGGCCAAGCUGGAGUACCAGCGCCGCGAGGCCUUCAAGAAGCACGAGCGCCAGGCCCAGCACCACUUCCAGCAGCAGCAGCGGCGCAAGAGGGAGGAGGAGGAGCGGCAGCGGCACGCCGAGUACCAGGCGCGCAAGGAGCGCGAGGCCAACCGCGAUGAGGCCAAGGCCGAGGCUGCCGGGCAGGACCCGGCCCACGAGAAGAGCCAGGGCAAAGGGAAGGGCUCGGGGGGGUCUUCCGCGCACGGCUCCGAUAAGCCCAAGCGGCCCAGCUCGCUGCUGGCCACCAACAACGUCAUGAAGCUGAAGCAGAUCAUCCCUCUGCAGGGCAAGUUCCUCUCCGGGGGGACCGGGGCGGGCAGCACAGCCGCCAGGUCCCCCCAGUCCCCCACCAGCAGCGAUAACAAACUCCCCGGCUUCCUCAGCUUCAAAUUCCUGAAAUCCCCCGAAACCAAGAGGGACGCGGCCACCGAGAAGGUGCAGUCGCCCACCAAGCCAUUCAACCCCGGCAAGCUCUUCAACUUCGGCAAGUCUGAAGGGACCGGCGGCAACGGGGCCACCGCCUCCCCCCAGCCCCGUGCCGGCCCCUCCGCGGAUGGGGGCGAGCGGCCGGGCCCCAGCAAGUCCCACCUCAAUGGGGCCCCAGAGGAUGGAGCCCGCGAGGAGACGGAGCCACGGGUGGAGGAGGAGAGUGGGGGCUACAGACUCUGA